Messenger RNA from Schistocerca piceifrons (Central American locust), 827 nucleotides. Its product is annotated as sterile alpha motif domain-containing protein 5-like. The record is from RefSeq and is a predicted model, not a curated record. The transcript has a single exon. Lineage: Eukaryota; Metazoa; Arthropoda; Insecta; Orthoptera; Acrididae. Bases 36 to 827 code for a protein of 263 amino acids. Gene Ontology annotation, molecular function: protein binding.
CGGCUGCGCGUCGGUGGCAGUGGCGCGCCGCGCUCAUGGCAGGCAACAUCGUCGCCGAGUGGCUGCGCUCGCUGCGACUCGGACAGUACGCAGAGUCGUUCCUCGACAACGGCUAUGACGACCUGGAGAUUUGCAAACAGGUCGGCGACCCCGACCUGGACGCCAUCGGCGUCCUCGACCCCACGCACCGCGCGCUGCUGCUGCACUCGGUGCGCACGCUGCGCGAGCAGGGCGCCGCGUCCGUCUACUUCACGCUCGAGGAGACGACUGCGGCCGCCGCCGCCGCGCUCGCCGCCGCGUCCUCCACGCCGCCCCCGCCGCCCCCGUCAGCCUCGACACCGCCCCCUCCGGCGCCGCAACAACAGCAACAACCACCGCAGCAGCAACAACAGCAGCAGCAGUCACAACAACAGACUCUGGUGGCGUCUUUCGACGACAUCAAGGAGGCGCCGCUGUCUGGUCAGCAGACGCGCGGCCUGCUGGGUCCCAAGUACGCCGACGAGUACGAGGAGGGCAAGGCGGAGCUGGUGAAGAUCCCGCGGAUGCAACUGAAGCGGCUGCUGAAGGACCGCGUGGCGCAGGACGGCAUCAGGCUCAGCAAUCAGCCGUACUCCACCUCGGUAAGUCUUCGCCGCCACGCGCGCCGCGCCGCGCCGCGCCGCCCCGCGCCGCCCCGCGCCCAGACACUUGUGGACGCGGCACGUGCUCCGCGCCUGUCAUUCUGCUGUCACUCGCCGCAUAUCAGCCGGACAAUAUCAGACAAGUGUGUACGGUUGCAAAGAGACAGCCGUCAGCUAGUACUAGCUAGUGUUGAUGGCUACAACUAG